Molecule: messenger RNA, 2705 nt
Organism: Lytechinus variegatus (green sea urchin)
Lineage: Eukaryota; Metazoa; Echinodermata; Echinoidea; Temnopleuroida; Toxopneustidae
Gene: cfap100
Product: cilia- and flagella-associated protein 100-like
Exons: 17
Coding region: 130-1986 (618 amino acids)
Source: RefSeq, a predicted model, not a curated record
GUGUUGCUAUGACGCCGUGCCCUAAUUAGUGAAUUAAAGGAAAGACCAUAUCUUCUGAUGUUCGACCCCAAAUCAAACUCUAUCACAAGGAUUGUAUUUUAUAAUUGACCAAUUGAAGAAACUGCCAUCAUGUCUGGAUCCGGAUCCCCAGCAAGGUCUCCAUCACCUUCACAGUCACCAAACUCUGGUGAGAAAAAAUCUAGACAAGAUAUUGUUUCUCGACAAUCCGGAAGAGUGACCUUCCCACAAUCCAUCAAAUCGGCUUCCCAAAAUUCAGUAAUAACAGAAGAUGAAGAAAUGCCAGCCGACUUCAAUCCAUUCACCAUGCCUGCUGAUAAUGAUAUAUUCAUGUUACGAGACAAGGAAAGGCAGAGAAAGAAAGCAGAAAGAAUCAAGCAAAGGGGACUCAAAGUCCACGAGAAGACAACAUACACAUCUCGUGUUAAUGCCUUGAGGGCCUCUAUGAGAAGGCCUUUGGAUGAACUUGAUGCUGAAGAAGAUGAUGAAGCAGGAGAUGAGAAGGCACUGGCUGUUAAGGAUGACCCAUCAUUUACUAUUGCUGUCACAAGAGACAGACAUGUUGAGAAAGAGAGCCUUCCAGACUACAUUGCCAAGAAGCGAGAGAUGUUUCUGGUUCAAUAUUCCCUGGGCGUGAAGCGAGAUGAGAUGCGCAAGCUGGAAGAGAUUGCAUCAGCAGAGGAGAGGAAGCUAGAGCUGGCUGAGCAAUACCUGGAGGAGGAUGCAGCCAUGUUUGAUGAAUUCCUCAAGGAGAAUGACAAGAACUCUGUAGAGGCAAUCAAAAUAGCUGAAGCAGAAACAAAGGCCAAGAUGGAAAAGGUGCAAGAAAUCAGGAAAAUCAAUGAAGAGAUUGGACGUAUCAGAGGUGAAAUUUCAAAGAAUGAGGUGCUGCUGAAAGACUACCAACUCUACAAGAAGUUUUUAGAUUCUCUCACACCCGCAGAAUGGAAAGAAGAAAAUAGAACGCAGAGGAUGGAGAAGAGGAAACUGAAGAAUAAAGAUCGUGAAAAGCUCACAUCAGCAAGCAGAAAGAAAGUAUCGUCUGCAAGUACUGAAGGAAGAAAUUCUAGGUCCAGUAUGUCAAAGGGUCUGGGCAAGGCAUCUAGUAGAGGAUCAGCUGUUAAGAGAGCAACGAUUCAGAGUCCAGCUAAGAGUGAAGAUGAAGCACGACCAGCAGAUGACGACUCUGACUAUGAGAGCGAUGAGGAGCCAGAGUUGUUCUUCAGUGACCCUCAACAGCUUCUUGAUAUAUUUGCUGACUUGGAGGAACAGAACCUAUCCUUGAUUCAGAACAGUCAAGAAACAGAAGAAAACCUGGAGGAGAUCAAACAGACCAUCACAUCAACAGAAACAAGAAUGGACCGUGAAACAGAGAUUCUUAAGCAGCAGAUUGACAUGUUAAAACAUGCCAUUGAUAGAGAAGAGGAGAAAGCCAAAGAUCUAGAGCACAAAUCCAAAAUGUUUUCUUUUGGUGAAUUCAAGGCAGAAGAUCAGGGAUCUACAAGUGCAGCCAAUAAAUCGUCAGCAGGUCGAUCUGUAGAUUCCCCUUCGUCAACCGAAGCCAUGUUGGAUACAUUAAACAACAAAGUAGAAGAGGUCUAUGCCAAUUGUAUUGGUGACAAUGAAGCAAAUAUCAGCACUCUCCAGAUGUUGACGAACAUAGAGAACAAACUGGAGGAACUCUUUGAGAGCAUCGAGACCAUGCCCCCAGAGAAGGUCGAAGCUGCAGAGAAAGCCAAGGAGAAAGAGAGACGUCUUCGCCUUCGAGAGGAGAAGUUGGAGGCUCAGAGGAUCCACCAAGAGGAGAGGGUUAGGAGAGCCCUAGAGAGGGCACAGGCAGAUCCCAAGAAAAAGACUGGUCGCAAACUUGUCUAUCGUUCAGAGCCCCCACAAACAAAGCGCAAAGUUGAUCGUUCCAAGGAGAAGGCCAACAAAGAGGAGGAGGAGAUGGCAUAUUUCUUCACAUAGGAUAUUCUUGAUAUGGUUAAUGUCAAAUUGUCUUAAUGACUGAAUAUUACCCCAAGGUCUUUUGAAUUAUCUAUGCUCAUAUUUUGACUUUGGCACACAGGUUUGCAGGAUCAAUCAUGACAUAAUAAGCUAUGACGAACCUCAAAUUCAUCCGUCCAAACAUUUUGUAGAGGUUUUCACCUGUAUUACUACUUCUAUUGUGGCUGAAAGUUGUGACUGAUAUGGAAUUAAGACAAAUUCAUUGUUUAAAGUGGAACAUUAUCAGGAAUCUUCACCAAGAAAAUAUGAUAUAUAUCUCAUUUUACUUCUCUGCCAUUUCACAAAGUAUUCCAUCCUUCUCUAUUAAAUAGUGCUGGGUUUUUCUUGUUCUAUAUACUGUCAUGAUGAGACCUCCCCCAACACCCCCCCCCAAAAAAAAAAAAAACACAAACCUUGACUUGUUUAACACAUUUGACAUGCUUAACACUUGAAGGAAAUGAAGGAACAGAAAAAAAAUACUGAAGGGAAAAAUGACUGACGAUUACAGAGUUAAGAGUCUACCGUAUAUGCUUUUUUUGGCUACCACAUUAUAUAAUGUUUACAAGUAUAUAUAUAUAUAUAUAUAUUGUAUUCAUUUGAGAGGCCGUUACAUUAUCUUGUUUAUAAAUGAAUGCAUUUUGUAUAGAAUGAGAAUCUAUAUUAUGUAGUAUAAAUUAUGCAUUAAAUAAUUAUCAACAUUU